AAAAGCAUUCCCUGCUCUAUAAAUAUGAACCUGCCUCUUGAUUUCAUCUUUCACAUAAAAACUGAAAACUUUUCUCCACACUACAGAAACAAUGCCUAAAGCAACAUUUUCCCUUCCUAUUCCCCAACUUGUUCUUCUGUUUUUGUUCUUCAUUUCAGGAGGAGUUCUGAAGCCUGCAAAUGCACAGGGCAAAACCUGGUGCGUGGCAAAGCCAUCAUCAAGUGAUUCUGAAUUGGCUGCAAAUAUUGAGUAUGCUUGCAAUCACAUCAAUGGUUGUGGGUGCGAUGUCAUCAAAGAAGGCGGCCCUUGCUUCUUGCCCAAUACCCUCCUGAACCAUGCAUCAGUGGCCAUGAAUCUCUACUACCAAUUCAAUGGCAGAAACACCUGGAACUGUGACUACAAGGGCUCUGCUCUCACCACUACAACCGAUCCAAGCUAUGGCCCUUGUCAGUAUGCUUAGCGCUCUCUAGUAUGCAAGAUGUUGAAGUGGCUUUCUAAAGUUGUUCUUCUUUGUUUCCAUGAUUUUCUUUUUCCAUGAACUAUAUAUCUUUUAGAGAAAAUUAACUAUAGGUAUUACAUAUCUGGUUUGCAGUCUCUGGUAAUUUACUGUAAAUAAUAAAUGUGGAGUAGUUCUUUGUGUU
Messenger RNA from Mangifera indica (mango), 641 nucleotides. RefSeq names its product glucan endo-1,3-beta-D-glucosidase-like. The record is from RefSeq and is a predicted model, not a curated record. The coding region runs from base 92 to 460 and encodes 122 amino acids. Lineage: Eukaryota; Viridiplantae; Streptophyta; Magnoliopsida; Sapindales; Anacardiaceae. The transcript has 4 exons.